ACCCCGCGUCGUGGACUCGCAGGUGCUCACAGACUGAACCACAGCAGCUGUUCGAGGUCGGAAAACGUUUCAGGGUGAGACAGUGAGCCGGACAGUGUCUUGACUUGGGCCAACAGCAGAAAUGGAGAACGGUUUGUCUUCACUCGGCGACUCCAAGCUGGAGCAGGACGUCCGGCAGUGGCUGCAGUAUGACCGGAAUCCCAAAACGGUGUCAAUGGUGCAGGACCUGGUGAAGAACAAAGCGGUGGAGGCUCUGAAGAAAUGUUUCGCCUCCAGGAUGGAGUUUGGCACAGCAGGACUGAGAGCUGCCAUGGGCCCCGGAAUAUCCUGCAUGAAUGACCUCACUAUCAUCCAGACCACGCAGGGUUUCUGCUGCUACCUGGAGCAGAGUUUUGGGAACCUCAAAGAGCGAGGGGUGGUGAUUGGGUUCGACGCUCGGGCCCACCCUCCCAGCGGGGGCAGCAGCAAGCGGUUCGCCAGCUUGGCUGCAGCUGUGUUCAUCAGCCGAGGGGUGCCUGUUCACCUCUUCUCUGACAUCACCCCUACACCUUUUGUGCCUUUCACAGUUUCUCACCUGGGUCUGUGUGCUGGUAUCAUGGUUACCGCCUCUCACAACCCCAAACAGGACAAUGGCUACAAGGUUUACUGGGAGAACGGUGCCCAGAUUGUGUCUCCUCAUGACAAAGGUAUCUCUAAAGCCAUUGAGGAGAACCUGGAGCCUUGGCCUGAGUCGUGGAACACAGAGGAGGCCCUGAAGAGCCCCUUGCUCAAAGACCCCUAUGAAGAUAUCAACAAACAAUACUUCAAAGCCAUCCAGAAACACUGUCAUCACAGGGAGAUAAACAAGAGUUCACAGGUGAAAAUUGUGCAUACAUCUGUGCACGGCGUUGGUCACACAUUUGUCCAGUCAGCGUUCAAGGCCUUUGAUCUUCAUCCUCCAUACGCUGUAGAGGAACAGAAAGACCCAGACCCGGAAUUUCCCACCGUCAAAUAUCCCAACCCUGAGGAGGGAGAGGGAGUCUUGACAUUGUCAUUUGCACUGGCAGAGAAGGAGGGGGCCUCAGUGGUGUUGGCCAAUGACCCCGAUGCUGAUCGGCUGGCCAUUGCUGAGAAGCAGGAGAGUGGACAGUGGCGAGUGUUCAGCGGUAACGAGUUGGGAGCGCUGCUCGGCUGGUGGAUAUUUCACUGCUGGAGGCAACAGAACCCCGAUGCUGCUGCUGUAAAAAACCUCUACAUGCUGUCGAGCACCGUCUCAUCCAAAAUACUGCGCGCCAUCGCUCUGAAGGAGGGCUUCCACUUUGAGGAGACGCUAACAGGGUUCAAGUGGAUGGGAAACAGAGCCAGAGACCUUUUGGACCAGGGCAAGACUGUUCUGUUUGCCUUUGAGGAAGCCAUAGGUUAUAUGUGUUGUUCUGCUGUAUUGGACAAGGAUGGAGUGAGUGCUGCAGCUAUAGCAGGAGAGAUGGUUUCCUAUCUGGCCACUAAAAGCACCAGUCUCUCCCAACAACUCACCACCAUCUAUAAAGAGUAUGGAUACCACAUCAGUAAGAACUCCUACUUUAUCUGCCAUGACCAAGAGGUGAUCCGCAGUCUGUUUGAGCGCCUUCGCAACCACGAAGGCCAGAAGGACUCAUAUCCAACUGAAUGUGGUCGUUUUUCCAUCUCUGCUGUACGAGACCUGACCACUGGCUAUGACAGCAACCAAGCAGAUAAAAAGGCGGUUCUUCCCACUUCCAAAUCCAGUCAGAUGAUUACCUUCACCUUCUCUAAUGGUGGUGUGGCCACCAUGAGGACCAGUGGCACAGAGCCAAAAAUCAAAUACUACACUGAACUCUGUGCUGCUCCUGGUAACAGUGAUGUGACGCACCUGAAGAAGGAACUGGAUGACUUGGUUGAUGCCAUCGUUGAAAACUUCUUUGAGCCAGAGAAGAAUAAACUGCAGCCGAAGCCAGAGUAGCACUGAUAGACAACAACAAUCAGGACAAGUUGUGACCAGCAUUUCACAUAAUGUCUUAAUUACUCAAAUACAUUCUUGGUUUAUUACAGGCUUGGGUUUGAUUUAUAACUACAUUAAUUGACAGUUUACUGCAUUGUUUUAAAAAAAUAUUAUUAUUUUGCCAGUGUGAUAAAGAUAACAUACUGUUUUCUACUAUAAUUUUUUUUUUUUUAAUAACAAUCUAACUUCCACUUUGACUUUGUUUAGUGACACAUCUGUUUUUGGAGUUGUAGUUAAAGCUCCAAAGCCCAUAUACCAUUCAGCAGUCUUAAUGCCUCACAGCUUCAUAUUUUGGAUUCAGUUUACCUCGGUGCUGGAAAUGUUAAACCACAACCGAAACGUUUUGGACCGAUCUACAUCCUCAGGCAUUCCUCUUUUCAGACUGUGGUGUUAGAUACACAGAUUACUGUACAUCACUGUUAUUAACUAUUAUGCAUUCCACACUGUGCUUCAGCAUCAACUGCACUGCUGCUAUUGUGAAGAGUUACAGGAGAGUGUAAAUGAGAACUGCUAGAACUGUUAUCAUAACUUUACUUGGAACCUAACUGUAUGCUGUAACCCAGUUGUUAAACUUUGAAUGUCUAAUAUCUUGGUUAAAAGGAAGGUAUAACAUGGGAAGUGACCGUAGAAAAUUUAAAGCUUUAAAUCAGUGCCUGUUAUGAGAAGAAAAAGAAAGGUCACUGCAGUUUGCUGGUGAGUAAAACGAUGAAGCCUAAAAGCUUAGAGCACCACCAUGUGGAGGCGUUGUGCAUUAAGUCAAUCCACCCACUGGUCAGUCCUUGAUGUGAAUAAAUGUUACAACUCAAAGGGACUUCUGACAACAUAGAGUUAAAAAUGAAAAUAACAUUUUGCUCAAAAAUAUGAGUGAAUUUAUUUUACUGACUGCUCUAGAGGUGCAUGUAUCAGCCUGCCAUUAUGUGUCUGGUAAUCCAAAAUACUGUACUGAAAACACAAUUUUACUCAAUAAAUACGACUGGUAACAUGGCACAAUACAAAA
This is a messenger RNA of Stegastes partitus (bicolor damselfish), 2993 nucleotides long. It is a transcript of the gene pgm2, whose product is annotated as phosphoglucomutase 2. Gene Ontology annotation, cellular component: nucleus. The record is from RefSeq and is a predicted model, not a curated record. The transcript has 13 exons. Bases 122 to 1957 code for a protein of 611 amino acids. Lineage: Eukaryota; Metazoa; Chordata; Actinopteri; Pomacentridae. Gene Ontology annotation, molecular function: magnesium ion binding; phosphopentomutase activity. Gene Ontology annotation, biological process: carbohydrate metabolic process; purine ribonucleoside salvage.